AAACCUAUCUUUGCUUUAUUGCUGUCAAUGUUUGGUGGUUGUUGAGCUUCGUUCGAUUUUUUUUUUUUUUUUUUUUACAACUUGUUUGCAAUAAAACAAAAUGAGACGUAGGUCUCAAAAAACAGAUGCGGUAUGUUCGUUAGCUUCGAAGAGCAGCCGUCGGCGGCCCAGCAAAGCGACCACGAGACGAAGACUCCCAGCGCCGGACGAGAGCCCGCCUCAGACCCCGGCAACAUCACCUCAAGAACAACCACUGGAUAAUGAGCCAGCCCACUCUGGUGAUGAUUAUAAUGUUCCCAUGAUGACACGGCGACCACUGGCCCGCAAUCGGCCAAGGAAGAGAGCAGUUGCGGUUUAUGACCGACAAACUGAUUUAUCUUUCAAGACCCCAGUCAGGCCUGUAAUGCAUCGUGAACACGUUCUGUCUGAGAUUGAUGCAGUGUCUCCACGCAACUCGACAGCCAGAAACAUCUACUCACCCAUAGUUCGUUUCCUCACACCCAGCAAAGAGAAUGUGAAGAGUUCAGAUACUGGAAACAGUGUGUUGUUGAGCCCACAGCAAGGUGUGUUUGGGUAUGGCUCCAUGGACCUUCUGGCUGGCGAAGAGGAUGAAGAUGUCUUCAGCCCGUUUGCUUUUAUUAAGAAUAUACCAUCACAGUCUCAGCAGUCCCGGCCACGUCUUAGAGACAUUCCCCCCAAAACCCGGAGCACACCCGAGGCCACGCUGGUGGUGGAUCUGGAAGAGACCCUGAUGUUCAGCUCUCUGAAUGUGAUUGAGCGUGCAGACUACACCUUCCACACAACUUUCCAGGACCAUAAGUACAAGGUGUACCUGAUCCUACGACCUCGUGUAAAGGAGUUCUUGCAGUCUGUGGCAAAAAUAUACGAACUGUUUGUGUAUACAUGUGCAAAGAAGGACUAUGCGGAGAAGAUUCUGGACAUCCUGGACCCACAGAGAAAACUGUUCCGGCAUCGCUUGUAUCAGGAAGACUGUGCCUGUGUCCUCGGCCACUACAUUAAAGAUUUAAGUAUCCUGGAGAGGGAUCUUGCCAAGACGGUGGUUCUGGACAAUGCACCCCACACCUACCCCUACCACCUGAUGAAUACAAUUCCAAUCAAGAGCUGGUCCGGGGAGGAGGAGGACAGAGAGCUCCAGAAGCUCAUCCCGUAUUUGGAGAAACUGUCUACAGCGGAGGAUUUUCGGGAGGUGCUGAAGAAGAGGAAGGAUCACUUCCACAGACUGCUGUCGGAGGACUGACAAACACUCUGACCUCAGUGUGCUGACUGUGUGACCUUUCACCUCUCACAUGUGCAUUCCUUGUGCUAAAUCAGAAUCACGUUUUGAAUGAACGCUGUGAAGCUCGCUACACUGUGGACUUGCGCCGGCUUUUCACCGAUGACUUUGAGGACAGAAGGAUCGGUAUUUCAAACUUGCUGCUGGUCAUUCAUCACCAAACACCCUUUUCCCCCAUCAUCAUUCCACUGAGCAGUAAACUCAUUUCCAAAAACCCAACUUGAAAUACAGUGUGUAUAAUCAUAACAUUAAUUUAUUAAUUGCACUGCAAGUGAAAUUCCGUCAUCUGUAUAUUUUAGAUUUGCCUCUUAAGCCUUUAAAGUAACCUAAUAAAAGGAAUAUAAAAUUUCUGUCAGUUUGGAUUUACUGUUGUCAAA
Messenger RNA from Thalassophryne amazonica, 1671 nucleotides. It is a transcript of the gene ctdspl3, whose product is annotated as CTD (carboxy-terminal domain, RNA polymerase II, polypeptide A) small phosphatase like 3. Gene Ontology annotation, molecular function: phosphoprotein phosphatase activity. The record is from RefSeq and is a predicted model, not a curated record. Bases 101 to 1258 code for a protein of 385 amino acids. The transcript has 11 exons. NCBI's taxonomy places the organism in Eukaryota, Metazoa, Chordata, Actinopteri, Batrachoidiformes, Batrachoididae.